AUGAGACGCAGAGCUCGAACUAUGCCCGGCCCCUAUCGAUACAGGCGUAGUCUGCUCUCACCUGUAGUACUCUUAUCGAUGGGAUAUGGCUCCGACGCCGAGAUUCCACCCAAAGCGACGGGCCGGCCAGCCGUUGAACUUCCACAGCCAAACCCGCUGGAUGAUGCUCAGGCGUUUCCCAACCCGGAUAAAGCCAACUUGCCCGUUUUCACUAUGAACUAUCCACGGAUUCAGAUCCCUUUCGAGAUCACUUUAUGGGUGUUACUGGCCUCAUUUGCCAAAAUCGGUUUCCAUAUUUACCACAAGAUCACAAUCUGGGUGCCUGAGACUUGCCUACUGAUCUCCGUCGGUCUGAUCGUGGGUGCGAUUAUGCACUCGGUGCACGAGGAACCUCCGGCCGUGCUGACGUCCAACGUCUUCUUCCUCUACAUGCUGCCGCCCAUCGUCUUGGACUCGGGCUACUUCAUGCCCACGCGGCCUUUCUUCGAGAACGUGGGGACUGUGCUGUGGUUCGCCAUCGUUGGCACCUUGUGGAACUCCAUCGGCAUCGGCAUCUCGCUGUAUGGCAUUUGCCAGAUCGAGGCCUUUGGGGUGCAGGACAUUAACCUGCAGGAAAACCUGCUCUUCUCCACCAUCAUAUCUGCGGUGGAUCCCGUGGCAGUGCUGACUGUGUUUGAGGACGUCAGCAUCAACGAACAACUCUACAUCGUGGUGUUUGGUGAAUGUCUCUUCAACGACGCUGUCACAGUGGUGCUCUAUACUCUCUUUAACCAUGUGGCUGAGCUGCCUGAGGUGGGGGCCGUGGACGUCUUCCUGGGGGUGGCUCGGUUUUUCGUGGUGGGUCUCGGCGGCCUGGUCUUUGGCUUCCUGUUCGGCUUUGUGGCGGCUUUCACCACGCGCUUCACGGGGAAAGUGCGCGAGAUCGAGCCCCUGUUUAUCUUCAUGUACAGUUACCUGGCCUACCUGGUGGCCGAGCUCUUCGCCAUCUCCAGCAUCAUGGCCAUUGUGACCUGUGCCCUGACCAUGAAGUACUACGUGGAAGAAAACGUAUCUCAGCGCUCCUGCACCACGAUUCGCCACGUCAUCAAAAUGCUUGGCACCGUCUCCGAGACCCUCAUCUUCUUCUUCCUGGGUGUCGUUACCAUAACGACGGAGCAUGAGUGGAACUGGGGUUACAUCCUCUUCACUCUGCUGUUUGCCAUUUUGUGGAGAGGCUUAGGAAUUCUGGUCCUGACUCAGAUCAUAAACCCUUUUCGAACCAUCCCCUUCAACUUUAAAGACCAGUUUGGCUUGGCCUACGGUGGCCUACGAGGGGCCAUCUCUUUUGCUUUGGUCUACACUCUUCCAGAAACAAUUGGGCGCAAGAAACUCUUCAUUACAGCCACAAUCACCAUUAUCAUCUUCACAGUCUUCAUCCAGGGUAUUAGUGUACGACCGCUCAUUGAACUGAUGAAUGUGCGCAAGACUAAUCGAAAGCUAGAGACCAUCAAUGUUGAGAUCCACACCAGGGUAAUGGAGCAUACCGUUGCUGGUAUAGAGGAUCUGUGUGGACAAUGGAGUCACUACUACUGGAAAGACAAGUUCAUGAAGUUCAAUAACCGGAUUCUCCGAAAGAUUUUGAUCCGUGACAACCGUGCGGAAUCCAGCAUCGUGGCUCUGUAUAAGAAACUGGAACUCCAGAGCGCCAUGGACAUACUGGAGUCUGUGUCCGGCGACAUCAGUGCCGCUCCCUCUCUCAUUUCACUACAUGAAGAGAAAAAGAACGCUCAGAAACCCAAGAAGCCCAAGUUCCUGGCAUCUGACCUGAGGAACAUGCAUGAACUGCUCUCAAAGAACAUGUAUAAAAUCAGACAAAGGACGGUGGAGUACACUAAAAAGACUUCCCUUCCCAAUGACGUUCAAGCAAGGGAGAUUCUUAUGCGAAGACACACCAGCAUCCGCCGCAGUCUCCGAGCCGGAAGCUUUCGGGAACCGGAUGUGGAUAAAACCUAUAAAUACUUCUCACUUCCUGCCGGACAAAGCCUGCACUCCAGGUUCCCACGUAAGAGAAACAGUCACGCAGAUGAUCAAGAGACGAUGUCAGAGAUUAAUUACCCACCUGUUAGGUCCAGAUUUGGACAGCCUCAUAGAACCCCGUCUCACGCCAUGAUGCCCUUGCGGAGGCUGGACACGCUGGAGGAAGUGCCCUCUGUAGUCAACCUUGUGGAUGAGCAUCCAACGGAGGGCAAAGGUCGUCAUGGCGUAUCCCGCCUGAGCUCCAGUGUAAGUGACUCUAGGAUCCCUGCCGCACGCCAGCACUACGGCUCCUCUGGUGGCCAUGGCAACAGGAACGGCGAGCCUGAGGACGAGGAGCAGCAACCGCUGUCUCCGCCCCCUGCCUGGGCCCCAGAACAAGAUCAAGGCAACGGUGGAGCACGGAACCCUCUGCUACGAAGACCUCAGUGGAACCCACGGAAACCACCAAAUAACUGA
Chanos chanos (milkfish) is the source of this 2472-nucleotide messenger RNA. It is a transcript of the gene slc9a2, whose product is annotated as solute carrier family 9 member 2. Gene Ontology annotation, biological process: regulation of intracellular pH; proton transmembrane transport; potassium ion transmembrane transport. The transcript is spliced from 13 exons. The coding region runs from base 1 to 2472 and encodes 823 amino acids. Lineage: Eukaryota; Metazoa; Chordata; Actinopteri; Gonorynchiformes; Chanidae. The record is from RefSeq and is a predicted model, not a curated record. Gene Ontology annotation, molecular function: potassium:proton antiporter activity; sodium:proton antiporter activity. Gene Ontology annotation, cellular component: plasma membrane.